ACAACUGUAUAUAUAUACUACACACAUCCUGUAAUACAUAUGAAGUUUCUAUCGGAACUGAGAACGUGUUUUGGCGGCGCCACCGUUACAAAGGCGGUGGAAGGGCUACAGCCGGAGGAGAAAGAGAAAGAACCGGAGCUAAAUCGCUCUGUUGCGACGCAAAGUGCACCUUCUUGGAAAAGGAAAGUGAAGAACAGAGGGAAUUGGAAACCGGUGCUCCACGUCAUCUCCGAAGACAAAACGAUUACCGCCGUUGAUCGUUAUAGUUACAAUCAAAAGAAUGUUAGAAUUCCCGGCAUUAAAGUAGCCUCAAAAGUAGGCGUCAAAUCAGCGGCAAAAGGUCGAGCACCGAAGAAGCACGGCAUGAGUUACUGGGAAAUGUCAUAUGCGAUUGGCAUGCCUGCUUUUUCAGGAACGCUAUAUUAGUCUUGCGUUCUGUUGUUUUUGUUCAUAAUAAAUAAUUGCUCUUUUUCGCUUUUCUACUUUUAUUUCUUCACUUUUUGUUCAACUCCUUGGAAAUUUAGCAAAAGCAGAAAAUACAUUUUUUUAUUUCCUUUGUACAGUGUUACAGAAAUGAUCUCAAGUUACAUUGCUUCCUCCAA
This is a messenger RNA of Nicotiana tabacum (common tobacco), 602 nucleotides long. RefSeq lists its product as uncharacterized. NCBI's taxonomy places the organism in Eukaryota, Viridiplantae, Streptophyta, Magnoliopsida, Solanales, Solanaceae. The record is from RefSeq and is a predicted model, not a curated record.